Messenger RNA from Pollicipes pollicipes, 846 nucleotides. Its product is annotated as phenoloxidase-activating factor 3. Gene Ontology annotation, biological process: proteolysis. The record is from RefSeq and is a predicted model, not a curated record. The transcript has 2 exons. Lineage: Eukaryota; Metazoa; Arthropoda; Thecostraca; Pollicipedomorpha; Pollicipedidae. The coding region runs from base 1 to 846 and encodes 281 amino acids. Gene Ontology annotation, molecular function: serine-type endopeptidase activity.
AUGACGACCUCGGCGCUGGGGAUCGACCUGGCCCGGCGGCGCGCCAGUCUGGAGAAGCGGCAGACCACGCUGCUGCCGGACUUGACCGACCACCCGGCGCUGGGUCGGCUCAACCUGCGCUUCUGCGGCAGCGGCUCCGAGUCACAGAUCAGCCGCGGCCCACUCGGCUGCGGCUUCCCCGUCGUGGGUGACCACCCGUGGCUGGUGGCGCUCGGCUUCACAGGACCCGACGGUCGCGUCGUCUUCUCGUGCUCGGGCGCGCUCAUCAGCGACCAGCACGUGGUCACGUCGGCCCGCUGCGCCCUCGGUACCCGUCGCUUCGUACUUACCACUGCCAGACUGGGAGAAUACGACUUCAGCACCCGGCAAGACUGUCUUUGGUACGACCCGACCGUGUGCACCGAGGCCAAGGAAGUGGCCGUCCACGCGUUCACCGUGCACCCAGACUUUGUCAACAACGGCGGUGACCCGAGCCGCUUAGACGUGGCGCUGGUGCAGCUGUCGAACCGCCAGCGCAGCAACACCACGCAUGUGAUGGACGAAGAGAAGCUAGCCUUGUUCAACACCAGCUACGAUGGCCCGGGGCCGUGCCAGUACCGGCUGCUGUCGGAGGCGGACGGCGAGCCAGACCGCUGUCUGGGCUCGGGUGCGCCGUGCAUGGCCGACCUAGGCGCGCCCCUGGUGGCCCCAGACCAGUUCGGCUCGGCUUACUUCCUGAUGGGUGUGGCCAGCAUGCGGCCAGCGCAGAAAGAGUGUCGCCGGCCGGGCGUGUCGGUGUCAUACGCGCCCGUGCGGCCGCACGUCCGCUGGAUCCUGGAUAGUCUGGCCAUGCUGGCCUCUGUUUGA